AUGUACAAGAAUGAUGGCACACGAAUCGCUUAUGAACUCCAUUUCAAAAGUCUCACCAGCAGCCGCCUCGAGAAUUUCUUCACUCGUAAUAGAUCGCCUCUCAUCGAAGAUUAUCGCGCACCCUCGUCGAAAUUGGGGGAAAAUGCGGCUAGUAUCAUCAAAGCCUUGUCAAACGACUCAGCGGUGCAUGACCUAGCCGUAAACGUGGGCCUUCUCAAAUCACUUCAGUUCAGGAAAAAUAUCGAUCCCCUAGACCUUUCGACGUACAACUAUAUGGGCACCGCUAAUGAAAAAGAAGGCCGAAAUCAUUUCUAUCAUGCCUCCCAGCUGAAUUUCCUCGCAGAUACGGCCACAGCGUUGGGGGACCACGCACAGAUGAUCCGCUACUUUAAGCACUUUCAAGGCUAUGGACAUCAGGAAAAAAAGUGGUUGCGACAUCGCGCAAUAUAG
Laccaria bicolor S238N-H82 is the source of this 450-nucleotide messenger RNA. RefSeq lists its product as uncharacterized. The record is from RefSeq and is a predicted model, not a curated record. Lineage: Eukaryota; Fungi; Basidiomycota; Agaricomycetes; Agaricales; Hydnangiaceae. The transcript has a single exon. The coding region runs from base 1 to 450 and encodes 149 amino acids.